Penicillium crustosum is the source of this 969-nucleotide messenger RNA. RefSeq names its product putative class III chitinase. Gene Ontology annotation, cellular component: extracellular region. Gene Ontology annotation, biological process: carbohydrate metabolic process. Lineage: Eukaryota; Fungi; Ascomycota; Eurotiomycetes; Eurotiales; Aspergillaceae. The coding region runs from base 1 to 969 and encodes 322 amino acids. Gene Ontology annotation, molecular function: chitinase activity. The transcript has a single exon. The record is from RefSeq and is a predicted model, not a curated record.
AUGCCACCUAUUCGAGGUGGACUCGGCGAGCGCCCGCGGGUGAUCUUGUAUCACCAAACGCUCAUUCCAGGCGGGGGCCAGUAUGUCUCCAUGCUCCCGCUCCUCGAAAACAACACCGGAAUAACACAUGUUAUUCUCGCGGCUUUUCACCUAAACGGCGCACCAGGAGACAUCACUCUCAAUGAUGACCCGCCAGAUAAUGCCAAAUUCGACCCCCUAUGGGCCGAAGUGCCCGUCGUGCAGCGACAAGGCGUGAAAGUGAUGGGCAUGCUAGGCGGGGCCGCCCCGGGGUCGUUCACGCGGCUUGACGGUAGCCAGGCGGAAUUCGAACAAUUUUAUUAUCCUUUCCUGACUGUCAUCCGCCGCCAUGGCCUUGAUGGAAUCGAUCUCGAUGUAGAGGAGAGUAUGUCUUUGCAAGGCAUCAUACGACUCAUCGACCGACUCAAGGCUGAUCUGGGCGACGCGUUUAUCAUCACCCUGGCUCCCGUGGCAGCUGCACUACUUGGUAUUGGGAACCUAUCAGGCUUUGAUUACCGUGAACUCGAGCAGGCUCGUGCUUCUAAAAUCGGCUGGUACAAUACCCAGUUCUACAACGGCUGGGGUCCCGCUGAGGAUCCUCGGAUGUAUGCCAGUAUGGUUUCCCAGGGGUGGUCUCCGCGACGGAUCGUGUACGGUCUUUUGACAAACCCGGGUAAUGGAUCACAGGGUUAUGUGUCGCAGGAGAAGAUUGGACCUGUUUUGGCAACGUUGGUCGAGCAGUUUCCCAAUUUUGGUGGCGUUAUGGGUUGGGAGUAUUACAAUGCUCUACCUGGGGGCACGGCGAAACCCUGGCAAUGGGCUGCUCAGAUGUCAUUGAGCCUGGGUAUGAAAGAUGUUGUCGUGGCAGCUCGUCAGUUAAUGUCGGCAGGGCCGAUGGCGAGCACUCUGAAUAAUUUGUUUCAAGAUAUGCUGAAUCAGGGGCGUCCAUGA